UAAAUUGAAAAUAUUACAGAAUUUCAGUGUAAAAGUUAAAUGAAACAAAGUGGAAAAAUGAGGACUCCAGAUGACUGUUCAAAGGCAUUAUUUGUCCCCAAAAACUAAUUCUCCAAAUGGUCGAAACACAUCCGGUAACAGAGAAGCCUCGAGUAUAUGUUGAAGAACCAGAACGACUGCCAAUCUCAAUUACAAUUAAUAAAACUCCAAAUCCAACAAAAGUACUAAAAGAUAAGAAAAUCUUGGUCAACUUCUUAUACAACCCAUUUACAUGGAGAUCUCGAAAACUUACUUUUGAAUGGAAACCAAACAAAAGUGUUAAUAUAUGUGAAUGGUAUAAGAGAAGGCGCGCUUUGAAUGAACUCGAGAAUGAACGAAAGAAAGAACUGCGGGCAGAAGACGCUGCAAGACGUGAUGAAUAUGAAAACCAGCGAUUGCAUGAAUUGACUAUAUGGGAAAAUUUAAAAAAGAAAAGACUUGAAAAGGAACGAAAGCGCAGAGUUCAACGUUUGUACGACAGCCCUAUUUAUAAUGAGCCAACACCAGUUAUCAAAACCAAAAAAAUUAAAAAAGAAAAUACACAUGAAGCUGAGAAAAGUUUAAAUAUAAAGGAAAGGCCCCUGAAACCUAUAAAACGUGUAGAAGAAAUAAAAGAAGAAAACCCAACUCCAAAAACUAAAUUAAAAAAAAAUAGGAAAAUAAUUGAGGAACCACCCCUGCCUAAUAUUGUAAUUGUCGAACAACCGCAAUACAAAAUAGAAAAACAGAAGCCGUGCGUAAGACCUACUGCUCGGUCUAAAUAUGUGACUGUGAACAAAUUCAAUACCAGGAGAACAAUAACGGACAGAUUCGUGAACUGCUGCUACAAGGUUUGCUGUCAACUGUACUGUUACCUCACCUGUAUUGUGGUCAUCGUGUUCACUGUUAUUUUUCUCAUUUAAAUAAAACAAAUAUAAGUAUACAGUAUCAUUUAUUACAAUACCUAACGAUAUAGUAUCUAUUUUAAAACAUACAACAUU
Molecule: messenger RNA, 1019 nt
Organism: Leptidea sinapis
Lineage: Eukaryota; Metazoa; Arthropoda; Insecta; Lepidoptera; Pieridae
Exons: 3
Coding region: 117-941 (274 amino acids)
Source: RefSeq, a predicted model, not a curated record